This is a messenger RNA of Phytophthora infestans T30-4, 3414 nucleotides long. RefSeq lists its product as uncharacterized. NCBI's taxonomy places the organism in Eukaryota, Oomycota, Peronosporomycetes, Peronosporales, Peronosporaceae. The record is from RefSeq and is a predicted model, not a curated record. Gene Ontology annotation, biological process: protein phosphorylation. The transcript is spliced from 4 exons. The coding region runs from base 100 to 3414 and encodes 1104 amino acids. Gene Ontology annotation, molecular function: protein binding; protein kinase activity.
GAAAAAAAGUUCCAAGUGAGUGCGCUGCUCGGCCUGGCGGUCCCUGGAGAGGGAUGUGUGGCCCAAGCGCUAUCCACAGCGCAGCAACUCUGUCUACAGAUGGAUGAGUGUCAACCAGCGUGUGAGCGCAUCCAUUCUCGCCUGAAUAAUCUCUUCUCUGAGCUCUUUGAGAUGGAUCGCGACAACCAACUCCCUUCCAGCAACUUACUGGAUCAAUUCGUGGAUGUAUUAAAACGCUACCUUCGCUUCCUGCAACUUCACCAUAGUAAGCAGCUGACGAUUCGCGUUGUGCGACACCGAGUCAUGGCGUACGAGCUGGAGGAACUCAACAAGUGCGUCACUGAUCUGUUCGUUGAGUUGCUUGACGUGGAUGCCUCAACUUGGCGCGAACAGUGGAAGGAAGACUAUUUCACGCAUAAAUCGGUGCUGGAUGUGUCGUUAAGCGAUAAAAACGUGAUAUUUCAUGGUCUUCAGAGCCCUCGAUCGCAACUGGAAGCUUUAUUGACGUUUAAAUUUGAGGUGGGAAAGCUAAUCAGUCUACACGAGAAAGAAGACAUAAGCCGAAUGAAAUCUUUGAUUGAAACUAUAAGCGCCGCACUGCGAGUAUCUGACACUGCGUUGCCGUCGUGGUUUGCUCCGGAAGACUGUUUCAAAGUGCCUUCCAAGCCAUUCGCCAGGGGCGACUUUGGCUUCAAGUACAAUGCAGUGCAGAAGCUCGUGUUGAAACGUUUCUAUAUUGAUGACUCGGUGGCUGAUGAAGGGAUGUGGAUAGAAAUUAGAAAGGAGAUGGACAUCCUGUUCGCACUGCGUCACCCUCAUCUACUGCCUCUGUUUGGUGCUUCACACGUCAAUUCACCGCCGUUUCUUGUGUCCGCACACGCCGAGAAUGGCGAUCUCCGCUCGUUCCUGGCUCGCAGUGGCGACAACAAGUUGGAGAUGUGGCGAUUGCUUUAUGAAGCGGCACAGGGACUGGAGUUUAUCCACAAGGAGGGGGUCGUACUACAGCUCCCGACGUCUGCUUCGGACGUCUUCUCUUUCGGGAUGUGCGUCGUUGAGGCUGUGACUGGAGUCCCUCCGCUUGCACUCUUAUCCGAUGACGAGUACCAUUAUAUCGUGAGAAACGGUGGUACCUUUCCUAAGCCCGACGGGAUAUUGGACGAUGCGUGGGAGCUCGUGCUACGAAUGACGAACCCAGACCCAAACAAGCGCUGCAAACUACAGUACGUAGUGGAGCAGUUGAAAGCGUUUGCGGACCGAAGUAGAGACGAACGAGCUGUCACGUGUGGGGCAUGUAACACUCUGCCUAGGGGUGACGCUCGCUUUUGUUCCGAGUGCGGGAAGCCCACGAACAACUGCGUACAACACGAACGUGUUUUCGAGGGGAACACUAGCUCAGAGCUGGUAAUUGGCACCUGCGUCUCUGACGUAUUGAAUGCAGUUCGCAUGGGUAGUGUCGGUGACCAGGAACAGGCAUUAUUGACUCUCUACCCCUUGAUUUUUGAUGAAGGACAACGCAAACAGUUUUACGAUGCGAAUGGGGUUCUCGAAUUGACGAAUCUGGUGAGAAAUGGGUGGACGCACUUUAUUAAGGUUAGCGCGAUGGCCUCUCUCAGAUUAAUAGAGUUCGACUCUGUGCUGCCGUCCAAUGAGCUGGCACGUCUUGGCGAGUUCAGCUGUCCAGCCACUGCUCAAGAGUGUGUCGCUAUUGUAGCGGAUUUAUCGCAAGGCAGCAGCCGAGACAAAGCGAAGGCCGCACUCCACUGUGCGUGUUUGACUGACGAGAGAAACAUCAGCGACUUACGAGAAGCUGGCGUUGCGAUCCCGCUGGUGACGUUGCUGUCAAGCGGCGAUGAAUGUCAGAAACUAUGUGCAGCCAGCGCUUUAGGACGCUGCGCACAUGACAUUGAAACUUGCGAAGUUCUUGCGCGAGCCGGCGCUAUCGAGCCUCUGGUAGCUCUGCUGCAAGGAGGAAACAGCGCGCAGAAGCCUCAGUCUGCGUUUGCAUUGAGUCGCCUUUCGAGUAGUAGUGUUUGCUGUGACUCGAUCAUCGAUGAUGAAGCCAUUUCCCUCUUCGUCGAGUUACUUCGCAACGGCAGCACUCGUGGACAGCUACACGCAGCCUGUGCGCUUGGAAACGCCACUGUGAUUGGACAAGACGUCAGGACUUCGAUCGUCAGUAGUGGAGCUAUCAGUCCUUUUGUUAUGCUUCUGGAAAAGGGAACAACCCAACAGCAAGACCAAGCUGCACGGACGUUGGCAAACCUGACAGUGGACAAGGCUAAUUGCGCUCAAAUCACGCGAGAAGGAGGCAUUCAGCCUCUUGUAAAGAUUCUCCGAGUCGGAACGACCAGCCAGAAGGGCCAAGCAGCUCGAGCUUUGGCCAACUUGGCGAUCGACGAGAGCAAUAUUGAUGUCAUUGUACAGGCUGGAGCCAUCCCGUCGCUUGUGGGUCUUCUCGAAGAGACAUUCGGUAAGAGAGACGAAGCUACGCGUGCUUUGGCUAACUUGGCUUUCAAAGGGGAUAGUCGAAGUGCCAUCGUCAAAGCAGGGGCCAUUGAGCCACUUGUGGGUCUCUUAAGGACAAUGGAGUGUAGUCUCAAGGUGCUAGCAGUACGCGCACUAGCCAACCUGGCUCUUAACGUAGAAAGCCGUCGUCUUAUCGUUGAUGCAGGAGCCGUCCGCUUCUUUAUUUCCAUCUCCGUUGCGGUUGAGCCGUUGAUUGGUCUAGUGAAGUGUGGGACCACCAAAGAGACUGGUUGUGCACUGCGAGCUCUGGCCAAUUUGGCAAUCGAUGGUGGCAAUCUUGACGCCAUCAAGACCAUCGUGGGUAUUCCUCGAGUUGUCGAUCUGUUGCGAAGUGGGAAUGACAAACAGAAGUACCAGCUCGCUCGAUUGCUGGGGAGCUUGGCUGCCGCUCGGGCAUUGGCCAAUUUGGCCGUUUACGCUGAAAGUCGCCGCGUGAUUGUUGCUGCAGAAGCGAUCCCGAUUCUUGUGUUGCGACUGAAAGAUGGAUCGGAUAACCAGAAGACGGAUGCUGUACGAGCUUUGACGAAUCUGGCGGUAGAUGUGCGCACUGUGGUGAUUAUCGCCCAACACGGAGCCAUUCCAGCUCUUGAAGCGCUCAUACGACAGGGGACGGACAAGCAGAGACUUCAAGCAACUCAAGCUCUCGAGCAGCUAACGUUCAAUUAUGACAGCAGCGAUUCAACUGAGAGUGUGGAUGAAGAUGCACCUAUCGUGGAGCUACUACAAACAGGAAGUUGGAGUCCGAUGAAAUGGCGCUUUCAUAUCCCCCGCGUUACGUCUGCUGCCCCAACGUUGAAACGAUUUCCAACGCAGACAUUGAAAGUGGAGAAGCAGUACCAACCGCGUGUAAAACGACCAUGCGACAAAGACCAACGUUCAUUGAGUUAG